This is a messenger RNA of Penicillium nucicola, 723 nucleotides long. RefSeq lists its product as uncharacterized. Bases 1 to 723 code for a protein of 240 amino acids. The transcript has a single exon. The record is from RefSeq and is a predicted model, not a curated record. Lineage: Eukaryota; Fungi; Ascomycota; Eurotiomycetes; Eurotiales; Aspergillaceae.
AUGCCACCACCCAAGCCAGAGCUUCAGCCACUGAAGACUCCCAAGUCAUUCACAUUCCCUUCGGAAAUACACAAGGCCUCCAAAACCCUCACUAUCAGUGAAAUCAAACGCGAAGACGGAAGCGCAACCCCCAUUACACCUCCACUGUCAUAUACCGAGUUCCUCAGCGCUCUCACACCAGUGUUCACAAGCCCAGUGAGUGCUGGAGGGUUUCCAAAGUUCUCGAUGGAGAAGACCCAGCCGUCGCCAAUCUCACAGCCGCCUUCUGCGACAAGUGCAUCAAGUGCAACAAGUCCUGUGUCCUCCGAGAAUUCGCUGAAAUCACCAGCAAUCUCCUUGCCCCCACCUGCACCUUCACCUCGCAUUACGAAGUCCGCAAAGGCGCCGCCUGCGCUAAGACGACUGCGUAUUCCUCAAUCCCUCAAGACUAUUUCUUCAAAGGAUUCUCCGCAAACUGCUACACCUUGCAGCGCAACUCCAUAUAGUGCAAGUCCUUAUAGCGCGAAUCCCUGGAGUGCUCUUCCACGCAGUGCGAACAGUCUCCGAUCACCAUUUUCACCAUCAGAUUGGAAACUUCGGUAUCUCGAUGUGCCGAAAAGUGCGACCACAAAGGCCGUUAGUGUUCGACAAGUGGUCACUCGCACUGUCACAUACAAGCGUACCCCGCUUGAUCCCCCACCGAAGGGGAAAAGACGUAAGACCCAAGAAUGUCGAGAGGCUUGA